Molecule: messenger RNA, 1028 nt
Organism: Astrephomene gubernaculifera
Lineage: Eukaryota; Viridiplantae; Chlorophyta; Chlorophyceae; Chlamydomonadales; Astrephomenaceae
Source: the annotation of a GenBank genome assembly
GGCAGCUGCGGCGGCGGCAGCCGCCUCAGUUGCUAUGGACGCCGCGACUGGCGCUGCCGCCGCUGCUACUGCUGCUGGCGGCGGAGGAGGCGGGCUGGUGCGUUCCGCCGCGGAGAUGAAGGCGGCGAUGGACCCGCUGGUGCUGCUGCAGCGCUCCGGGGGACCGGUGGUGGCGCCGCUGGUGGAGACGUUCUCCUUCCUGGCCAUCGCCACCUCCUUCACUGGCUUUGUUCUGGCGACGGCGGACUUCCUGCCCGAUGCGUUCAAGCCAUUGGCGGCAGUGCCGCGAGCGGGCAGGUUCGCGCUCGUCGUGUUGCCGCCCAUCCUGCUGUCCACGGCCUCCCCGGGCAUGUUUUACGCGGCGCUGGACAUCGCGGGUACGUACGGCGUCAUGACGCUGUACGGCAUGAUGCCGGCCGCCAUGGCAUGGGCCAGCAGGUACGGAAAGUACGACAGUACGGCGGCGGAAACAGUGACAGUGACGAGCACUGCAGCAGCAGACGACUCGUUAACGGCGACGCCCGCCGUGGGCUGCAGCAGCAGUAGCAGCGUUGGGAGCGUAGGUAGCAUGCGGGGUGUUUGGGAUAACAGCGGCAGCAGCGGUGGCCGCAGCAGUGGCACGGAGGGUUGUGUGCGCACAGUGGAACUGGUCCCCGGUGGGCCGGCGAUGCUGCUGCUCACGGGGGUGGCUGCGGCGGGGGUUAUUGUGAGCCAGUGGGUGCAUUAGCGGGGCUGACUGCCUGACGGGUACGGUACAGCGAGGGCUGCUACCUGCCUAGCAACCCGCUAUGGCCAGAGGUUGCUUUUUGUGCGCGUUCCCUGCCCUGCACGGUGCUCGCGCUGUACACAUGUGCCGUGGGUGAUUGGUGAGGGGCGACGAGGAUAGGCGUUAAUGGGACGAACAGGCGACAAACAGACAGAUGCCGGCACCACCAAAUGCUGCAACCGCCGUUAUGAGCAUGCUUUUACGAGGAGCUGCAAGGGGGUGCAAGCCGUGACAACGUUACCCCAGCUGCAAAGUCCGCGAC